GGCCCUUGGCGGUGCAAUAAUACGACUCGCGAAGAAGUUAAAUACCUAAACCCGCAGAAGAAGAAGAACUGCAGCGGAAUGGCCGGAGUGUUAAAGAAGACCACUGGCCUGGUGGGCCUGGCCGUGUCCCACAACCCCCAUGAGCGUCUCAGGGUCCUCUACUCCAAGAUCCUGGCGUCGCUGCAGACCAUGCCCCAGGACGCCGCCUACAGGAAGUACACGGAGCAGCUGAUCACCGAGCGCUUCAACCACGUGAAGGCGGAGACAGAUGUGGGGCACCUGGAGAAGAAGAUCAACUGUGGGCAGAUUGAAGAAGUCAUCUUCCAGGCGGAGUGUGAGCUGGCCCUGUCCAGGAAGAUGACGGAGUGGAAGCCGUGGGAGCCGCUGGUGGAGGAGCCUCCACCCAACCAGUGGAAGUGGCCCAUCUGAGCCCAGUUCUCUUUCUGACGUAAUAAAACUCUGUUUCUGAACAAUGAAA
This is a messenger RNA of Cololabis saira (Pacific saury), 478 nucleotides long. RefSeq names its product NADH:ubiquinone oxidoreductase subunit A5 (gene ndufa5). NCBI's taxonomy places the organism in Eukaryota, Metazoa, Chordata, Actinopteri, Beloniformes, Belonidae. The record is from RefSeq and is a predicted model, not a curated record. The transcript has 5 exons. Bases 79 to 429 code for a protein of 116 amino acids. Gene Ontology annotation, biological process: respiratory electron transport chain.